Molecule: messenger RNA, 2954 nt
Organism: Oncorhynchus mykiss (rainbow trout)
Lineage: Eukaryota; Metazoa; Chordata; Actinopteri; Salmoniformes; Salmonidae
Source: RefSeq, a predicted model, not a curated record
ACUCAACUGCGUUACCCACUCCAGUCAGCAGAUGGCGGUCUGGGAAUUUAAGGUUAUGCUGUUGGUGUGACGUAUAAUCUAGUGGACGGAACGCUUCUUUCAACAGCAGCAACAGUUUGUCAGACACCUCGGUAGCUUGCUAGACCAAAUAGCCGAACCAAUAAAGCUCUUUAGACGCUUUAGUGUUUAUUAGCCACUGUCUUUUAAAACCACUUCUGUCGUCUAGUUAGUUAUCCGAUUUAAUUUCAUAUUUAGAGUGUUGUUAUUAGUCAGCUAGCGGGCUGGUUAAGUUAGCAUUAGCCUAGCUAGCUAACAUCUCCGACCAUGCGGUCACUAAGCUACUCUCCUUCUAAUGAAGAGAAGGAUAUCACAGUAAAACAAGAAGUAGAGAGUGGGGCCGUUACUGUGAAAGAAGAGGAGGACACGUUCAGAGUGAAAGACGAGGAAGAUAUCACAGUAAAACAAGAAGUAGAGAGUGGGGCCGUUACUUUGAAAGAAGAGGAAGACACUCCUGCUGCUAAGGAAGAGGUGGAUAUCACAGUAAAACAAGAAGUAGAGGGUGGGGCCGUUACUUUGAAAGAAGAAGAGAAAGACACGUUCAGAGUGAACGAGGAGGAGGAUGUUACUGUAAAAGAGGAGGAGGAUGUUGUUACUUUAAAAUUGGAGGAGGAUGUUACUGUAAAAGAAGAGGAGGAUGUUACUGUAAAAGAAGUGGGGGAUGUUACUGUAAAAGAAGAGGAGGAUGUUACUGUAAAAGAAGAGGAGGAUGUUACUGUAAAAGAAGUGGGGGAUGUUACUGUAAAAGAAGAGGAGGAUGUUACUGUAAAAGAAGAGGAGGAUGUUACUAUAAAAGAAGAGGAGGAUGUUACUAUAAAAGAAGAGGGGGGUGUUACUGUAAAAGGAGAGGAUGAUUCCGUUUUUGGAGUGAAAGAGGAGUGGGAAAUGACUGUUACAUCAAAAGAAGAGGAGGAACCUGGAUAUCUGGGCCCGGUUUCCCAAACGCAUCUUAAGGCAUCCAAUGGUUCUAACGAUGAACCGGCCCUGAUUAACACUAGAGAGAGAAGUGACUAUCUUGGAUCCUCUGGGGAGCCUCAACAACCUCAUGAUGCUGAUGACGCAGAGAAGAGUCUCUCCAGAUCAAAACACCCCAAGAAACACCAGCAGAGACCCACAGGGAAGAGAACUCACUGCUGCUCUGACUGUGGGAAGAGUUUUGUUUCUUCAGGACAUUUAAAAGCACACCAGAGAAUACACACGGGAGAGAAACCUUAUAGCUGUACUCAAUGUGGGAAGAGUUUUACGAUGUCUAGCAAGCUGACUCGACACUAUAGAACACACACAGGAGAGAAACCUUAUAGCUGUGAUGAAUGUGGAAAGAGUUUUGUCACAUCUAGCAGUUUGAUUAUACACCGGAGAGCACACACAGGAGAGAAACCUUUUAUCUGUACUCAAUGUGGGAAGAGUUUUACUCAGUCAACCAGCCUGAUAUCACAUCAGAGAACACACACAGGAGAGAAACCUUAUAGCUGUGCUCAAUGUGGGAAGAGUUUUACUCAUUCAACCGGUCUGAUAUCACACCAGAGAACACACACAGGAGAGAAACCUUAUAGCUGUACUCAGUGUGGGAAGAGUUUUACUCAUUCAACCGGCCUUAUAUCACACCAGAGAACACAUACAGGAGAGAAGCCAUAUGGCUGUGUUCAAUGUGGGAAGAGUUUUACUACUUCUAGCAAGCGGACAGUGCACCAUAGAACACACACAGGAGAGAAGCCUUAUAGCUGUAAUGAAUGUGGGAAGAGUUUUACUACAUCUGGCAGUCUGACUGAACACCAGAAAACACACACAGGAGAGAAACCUUUUAUCUGUACUCAAUGUGGGAAGAGUUUUUCUCAGUCAACCAGCCUGAUAUCACAUCAGAGAAUACACACAGGAGAGAAACCUUAUAGCUGUGCUCAAUGUGGGAAGAGUUAUACUACGUCUAGCAAGCGGACUAAACACCAGAGAACACACACAGGAGAGAAACCUUAUAGCUGUGCUCAAUGUGGGAAGAGUUAUACUACGUCUAGCAAGCGGACUAAACACCAGAAAAAACACACAGGAGACACACAGGUUGUCCUCUAAUUGGUGAGGUAAAAGGUAUCUCCACUUUCCAUGUGUUUUUUUUGUGUGUUAGGUUGUACGUGCUGUUGAAACUAUCCCCCCCCAAUCGAUAUCAGUGAUUUAUUGCGACUUGUCAAAACAUCAGCGUUUCUGGUGCUUGUUUUAUAAAAUACAUUAUUAUUUAUGUAACCAACUGACAAUUUUUGUGGCUACAAUUAUGUUGACAUUGUUUCCCUUCUUAUAGAAUAUCAGGGUUCAUUCUCAGAUGUGCCAACCCACAUGUACUAGAGCAUGACAUUGGGGACUGGGCCCCGAUCCAACAACAUGCCUAUCUAGUGAACCCUGAAAAGAGAGAGAAGCUCCGCAGUGAGUUGGAAAGUUACUACGGAUAUUGCAGGAGUUUCCUCUUGAAAUCAGACAUGUCUGUGGUAAGGACAACUUGGUUGUUGAUUGUCUCAAGGGUGGGCAGUCAAAAAGUGUUGUGUUUUGCGCUUAGCCAGUGAGUUGCCAUGGAUCACAAUUUAUUUUGACUGCUCGUUUUUCCGUAUUGAAGAUGAUUUUUGUUUGGGCUCGUUCCAGGGGGACGAGAGUUCGAGAAGUUUUUAAUUGUUGACAGCCAGUAGACACCAUGUUUAUAUUGGUGAAGGUGAAGCAUUGUAGUUGAUUAUAAUGUGUAAUUGAAGUUGUUUUAUGUUGGUGGUAAGCAUUCUCUUAAGGGGGAAGGUGUUCGUCUUCAGUUUUUCAAUUUAUGUUUUGAGGUUGGACUUUCGCCGUAUAGCUCGUUAGCACGUAGGUCGCACCGAUUGGUGUCACCUCGUUAGUCAGUAUGUGUUACACCUGAGCUGGCUUGUCCA